Molecule: messenger RNA, 867 nt
Organism: Phaedon cochleariae (mustard beetle)
Lineage: Eukaryota; Metazoa; Arthropoda; Insecta; Coleoptera; Chrysomelidae
Source: the annotation of a GenBank genome assembly
AUGUGGGCAAUUUUUUUCUUCAUCAAUUUGUACGCACCCUCUUUGCAGGCGAUCCAAAUCCUCGAAUUCAUCGAACUGAACCGCUUGAUGGGCGUCGACCACUUCACCUUCUACGACCACACGACCGGGCCACAGGUGGCGUGCCUGUUGCGCGACUACGUCUCGAGGGGCGUGGCCACCGUGCUGCCCUGGCGGCUGGACAUGGCCUCACAGAAGGACAUUCGCACCGAGGGUCUGUUUGCCGCCCUCAACGACUGCUUGUACAGGUCCAUGUACAAGUACUCGCACGUGGCGCUAAUAGAUUUGGACGAGUACGUGGUGCCCAAGUACAACCACACGUUGCCGCAACUCAUCGAUUAUUUGAGCCGCAGGAUGAACACUCGCACCACCGGCUCCUUCUCCUUCCAGAACGCCUUCUUCUACCUGCAGUGGAGCGACGACGCUGCGGUGGCCGCCUUCGACGACCCGGUGGCCGCCAAUCUGGUGACGCUGCGGAAGACGCGCAGGCGCAGCAAGCUGCAUCCGCACAAGCAGCGCAGCAAGUACAUCUGCCGGCCGGAGGUCACCGUGGAGGCGGGCAACCAUUUCGUCUGGGAGUUUGUACCAGGUCAUGGAACACUGAACGUUCCGGCCGAUGCCGCCAUUUUGCACCACUACAGGAUCUGCGAGUUCGGCGGCGACGACUGCAUCAAGACCACCUCGACAGUGGAUAAAACUGCUUAUCGAUACAAAGACGUUUUAACGAGUGCUGUGAAACUACAAUACGAACAUUUGAAGAAAAAGUGCGAUCUGGCCGAUCUCUCUUUGCCGGGCGCCAAAGUUUUCGACAAGAUCGCGAAUCUGUUGAAGCUGGAUCUGGAAAGAUAA